Molecule: messenger RNA, 7769 nt
Organism: Salvelinus sp. IW2-2015
Lineage: Eukaryota; Metazoa; Chordata; Actinopteri; Salmoniformes; Salmonidae
Product: NHS-like protein 3
Biological process (GO): cell differentiation
Source: RefSeq, a predicted model, not a curated record
GAAUUAUUUUUGAAGGCACUGUACCAUUAGUUUGCAUUAUGGACUAGAGCUGUAACUGUAAUGCAAAGGGACAUAGCUAAAUGCUCAGCAUUGUUCUCUACAUUAAAUUAUGUGUCAAAUGUAGUGUACAUUCAUAAUAUCACACAAUCUCACAUGUUAUUUGUAUUUCAUUGAGUCUGUAAGCUGAUCUUUGAUGUCAGAGCAUUAAGCUGUUGGGUAUCAUACAUAUUAGAUUGGGUAUUGGCACUGAAAUCCCUGGAGUAAACAUCAGUUUGGGGGCUCACAGGAUCAGCCUCCCUCUUAAAUCCUACUGGUGUUCUAUUAGACUCCAGUGACAGAUGGGUUACUACUGUGAUUUAAUAUGAACUGAAUUACAAUAGGAACAAACAAAAGGCUGUGGGACAUCAUCAGACCCCCUCCAAAUGCUGUGUCUGUCUGUGUGUUUAUGGUAUUACUAUUUCCUAUCUGUGUUUCACUGGUGUAUUUAUAUUGUAAAUCUAUUAGUGAUCAUGGCUGUACUUACAUUUUUCAAUUUCCUCCUCUUGUUCCUAUUUUGUCCCGGUCUACAGAGGGCUCAUUUCUCGSUUAUCCAUGAAUGACAAUGUCUUGUUGCUAUAAUCAUAAUCAAACAACCAAUCUAUGCAAAAUAUGCUGGUAGAGCACAGACAGCCACUGAUGGUCCACGUGAUUCAUGUUGCCUAAGAAAGUUCCAUUCAUCCUGGUGAAAUACCUGGAGCACUGUGUGAAGGUCUGAGUCAUACAGCAUGAUGAUAACAUGGAAAUGUUUUCUGUUUGCUCAGAUGUUAUACAUUCCUUGUCAUGUUUGCUCACUGCACAAGGAGGUAAAUAGACCAUUUUCCCAGGUUGAGAUUGAAGUUUGUACAUUACAGUAGUACACAUCUUCAGACAUGCCCCAUGGGAAGUAAGGAGCGUCAGUUGCAGAUUUGCUAAAGGGAUGUAAAGUAGUAAGAGAUAUUAGRCUCUCCACAUAAUUCUUGCCAGCAGUAAAUCGCAGGGAAUGAUGUAUUCAGUUUAUUACUUCAGUCCAGUUAGAUCCCAUUGACCGUGUUGAUAGAUAGAAGUAAUUAGGUACAUCAUUUCAUUGUGUAACAUUUAUUCUAUUGUGUAUUCUCUCCCAACAGGAUUGAUCUUGUUUGAUAACUAAAACCUUCAUCGUUUCUAGCUCCUUUUCUCCACCUUGUGGUCAGACUUCAAAGGGAACUCGUUCUUCAAGGAUUACUAGAUCUCCUCAUCUCCUCUGUCAGUUAGACCAGAGUAGUUUUCAGAAAUGGCACAGUAGCUAGUCAGUAUGAUAAAUGGCUGCUUCAAGCAGAUAAGAGCUUCAACUGUCUAACCACUUUUCCUCUUUCCCUUUGUGUGUGUCUGAUCCCAGCAUGGUCGGUGUCAUAAUCACGUUCUGACCAAUCCAGGGUCAGCAUGUUCACAAACAAGGAGCAGUGGGAUCCUGGGGUAUGAGGAGGGGGGUGUUUGCGUGAGGGAUGGGCAGAAUUAGGCUGCUGGGAUUAGUGUCUGAGCUCUCAUUGUCUAGUGAUGGAAGUGGAACUACUAGAAUUGGGGAAUAAUAACAACAUCAAGCAAGAUCUUUUCUACCCAGUUCACUGAAUUAUUUUGUCUGUAUUGGAUGUUGAUCUACCRUGCAUUUUUAGUUCUACUCACUGGGAUAGUUUUGAAUUCCUGUCAUUUCUCUAAGGAUAAGAUCUGUUUUUCUAAAUUUAGGGGGAUUAUAUUACCAUGGUAUCUCAGUAGCCAUGGUGGUGCUUUUGACUCAGAAUGUUUGUCUGCCAGUGCCUUUGCUUUUCAAGAGGAAAGCAGUCCCAAAGCAGGAGGAUGAGGGGACUCACGUCCCUUCACACAUCCAGGAGAAUGUGUUCAUCGAGGGCAGCCGGCCCAAAUACCUGGAGGACCUGCACACUGAGGCCCAGGAGGGACUCAAACUUCAGCAGCAAGAAGAAACAAAUAAUGGGGUGGAUUACCAGGAUGACCAAAGCAUCGCUUCGACAGUGACCCGGCAGCCUGACGAGACUGAGAGUGACAGUUACAGAGAGAGGAGAGGCUCUUUGUCAGACAGCACUAUACUAGACACCAUGUCCCAGGUCUCAACGCGCUCCGCUGUCUCCACACAGUCCUCACGGRCAGGACUGACCCGCCAAGCAUCAACCUUCAGGCCCCUGAAGUCCGAGAAGAAGCCAGAGAAGGCCAAGGCCAGGAGGAGACACAGGAGAACCACAGUUAUGGGGAUACCACAACACAUCCAGAGGGAACUGGGGCUGGAUAGAGCAUCAUGGGCAGCUCGGCAGGUUAUAGACGAGGACGGGCUCCAUAACGGGGAGAGCCUGGACAUCCACACCAUCGAUGGGCCUCACCUAGCUGAUUCCCAAGAGGGGGUGAGGAUAUAUCUCCAGUCUGUAAAAGGCCUGCAGCCCGUCAGUGAGGACCAGGUUCAGAAGUUCCCCUCCCGGGCCGGUCACACGGAUGACCUGGCUCUCCUCCAGCGCAUGGGCCCCCAGCUGUGCGGCCUGAAGAGGCCCAAUUCCCUGGCCGUCCCCUGGAUGACCACGGCGUCCGGCCUGCUGCACCAUCCCCCCAGCCCCGUCAUGUCCAUGUCCCCCCAGGCCACCUACAUGUCUAAGAUCAUCCCCAAUGCCGUGCUGCCACCCUCCAUCGACGUGGUGGAGAUUAGCCAUAACCGCAGCCGGAGCAGUGUCCGUACCGUCAGUAAGAGCAGACUGCUGCUGGCCAGCCCUGCCUCCUCCAGAGCCUCCUCCCGCGCCUCUGCCAGGUCCUCCACCUCCCAAUACAACCCACCACACUUCUCUGACAGCUCUGGAUGGAGCCACUCUGAGUCCUCUGAGACCCUGGUGUCUGACUCCUCCACCGUCUCCUCCAACAGCACCACCAGACAGGGGGGGGAUGGGGAGGGCUCAUCCAGGGAAAUGGCCCUGGACAGAGAGAGUAUCCACUCCUCUGUCAGUAAGGCCUCCAGGACCUCAACCAUCAAAGGCAAGGGGAAAGCCAGAGGGGAUGAUGGCAAACAGGAGGGGCCCUUCAUCCGGAGCCUAUCUGUGAUGAAGUCCAAGAGGGCACCGGCCCCACCCAGCCGCUCCUACUCCUUACACAAGGACAAGAUGAAGCGGCGCUCGCGGGACCUGACUGACAUCAGGGUGGCUGCCCUUCCCCAAAGCAGCCCAGUCCGUGGUGGGGAGGCUAAGGCUGUCAGUGCUGGGGAGACCGGCUCUUCUCCCAUGCCCUCCAGUAACAAAAGUAGCCCUGGAUACACAGCAGACACCAGCUCUCUGGAUGAGUCCUCGGGCUCUGUGACCACCACCUCCUUUAACACCCGACAGCAGGCAGCCAGGGAAGAGGAGAGAAAUGAGCAGCCAGGCUCGACUGGCUUCUCUCCCCAGAAACAGACCCCCCAGGAAAACAUCCUGAAGAAGACUGUUUCCCCCUCRAGCGGCUACCCCAGCCCAGGUGGCAUGCCCACCCUCCCCUCCGAACAGACCCAUAACUCAUCCCCAGGAAACAAGAGGGGCAUCCUGGCCAAAUUAGCAAGCAUUUUCCCCAAGGCACCAUCCCCAUCACCUGUUAUUCAGCCACAGGCCUCUGACAACAGUAAGACGCCUCGUCCAUCCCCUCCAGUCGACACUGUAACUUCCUCACCUUCAGUCAUGGCACUCAGAGAGCUGUUCAACAUCCCUCCCCCACCCAAAGUGUGUGCCCCCUCUCCUCCUCCCCCGGAGGUAUGGGCACACAACAAGCGCACUUUUGAACUGCUGCUAGGUCCCCCYGCCCCCAACAACACGGAUACGGUGGUGCGAAAGAACCCAAAGGAUCGACGACAGCAGAUGCAGUCUCCUUCCACAUCAAGAGAGGCUUCUGUUAAGAAUGUGUCACCUGAGAGGAGAGGUGAGGAGUCUGCACCAGAGCAGGAGGKAGGAGGUGUGCUAGAGAGGGUCACUGAGCCUCUGUCUAAAGAGCAGACCGGUAAUCCAACAGCACUAACAUCUGUGUCAGGAAGGGGUCAGGAGAGUCCAAAGGUCCAGGAAAAAGAUGGGUUGAGUUCAGUGGUUAUAGAAGUGGGAGAUAAAGGACCGACUCAAAUAGAGCCUUCUGAAGGUAUGAAAAGGAAUAGUGAAGUGGCACAGAAAGUUGAACAAGAGAGGGUACAAGGAAGUCAGUUGGUGGUUGAACCAGAGAAGGUCAAGGUUAGUCAGAUGAUAGGUAAACUAGAGAAGGUCCAGGCAAGUCGGUUGGUAAAUGAAAAGUCAGUGAACGCCUCAGUCGCUCCAGGAAGGGGCCUAGGAAAAGUAAAGCCAGAAAUACAGACUCCUGCUACAGAGAAAAGGACUGAAUCUCAACUUAAAAUGGACACGUUGUCUAUGCUUAGCCCUGCUCUAGCACGCGUCUCGCCAUCUCCUUCUCCUCCCCCAGCACACUAUCCUCCCCUUCCCCCUUCCAAACAGACCACGCCAGUGACCAUACUUGGGGUCCCCUCAGAUUCUACACCCGCUCCAGAGCUCCCACUAGUCUACCCCACUGAGGAAUCCUUCUGGCCUCCUCCCCCACCUCCCAUGGACUUGGCCACCCCUGGCGAUGAGCUUGACCUCCCUCUUCCCCCACCACCCAGUGGUUGUGAGGAGGGGGUUAUGACAGAACCUGUGCCCCCUGUUUCAGAGGGGACAGUGGGUGCUCCAAACCCUGCCCGACCUGCACCUCAAGAAGUUUCAUCUGUACCCCAGGGAAUACCGCAACCCAGUCCAGGGAUCACUGAGUGCCAGAACCAAGAGACGUCCCUCAGCAAGAGUUCUCCCACUCCCCCAGAGGAGGCCCCCACUCCUGUGGUCACCCCCUCCCUUCUGCAGAUGGUCAAGCUGAGGUCUGUCAAUAAUGGUAACCAGGGUCUGAAAAAGGACCAGAGUCAGGGACAAAACCAUACAGAGGUCACUUUGAGGGCCAAACAACCCAGUAACGGGGAGGCUCCCCAGAAGCCUAUUCGAAGGUCUCUGAUCAUGACAGCUCCCCCUCCCACUGUCACAUCCCCACCUACUACUGUUGUCUCACAACUUUCCACAGCCACUGUCCCAGAGGCAGCCCUAACCUCAGCCACUGUCCCAGAGGCAGCCCUAACCUCAGCCCCAACCACAACCAAGUUCCAGCCCAGCAUUGUUAAUUUACCCUCAAAGUCAUCUACUGUCACCUCUCCUACAAGUAAGUCUCCUCCUGCCUCAGCCACCAUGAGGAUGCAGGAGGCCAUUCGCUUGAGGACAGAGACCAGAAGUAAAGAGGGGCCUCCCUCUCAUCUCAGCCUGCACUCCCCAACUUCACCAACAGGUCUCAAGUUCCCCUCAUCUACCGCCAGUUUCAUCCCCUCAUCUACCGCCAGUUUCAUCUUCGCCAAGAGCACAAAGAAGGUUGUCAUAGAGACCCUCUCAACCCCUGAGGUCCAGGCAAAUCUCACAAAGAACCUGGUGGCUGAGCUUUCAUCUAUGUCCAAUCCAGCCAAGUCCACAGAAACACAGAAGGAGGUGGCAGUCAAGGUGCCACCACCUGUGGCAAGGAAACCCAGGCUUAAGGUGACAGAUGCAGAGCCCAGUGUGGAGACUGAGCAUGUGCAAACUGCGGGACAGGAAGCACAGCCAGCAGACAACACUGAGGGUGCUCCAGAGGCUCCAAACGGGACAGCAGUUAGUUUUGAAGUGUCACCACCAUCAUCAUCCACAUGAGCAACACUGCCACUUGGCAAGGACUAAUCAUUCACAAAGACAGACUGACUUUUACCUGUAAAUUGAGAAGACCCAAUGUGUCAAACAGCAUAUGUCAAUCACAAUCUGCAAGAGGGAGAGAGAUGGAUCAAGGGGUGAGUGGAUGAGAACUACAGAGUCUUCUGAAGACAAGGCAACAGGACAUAGCUAAAUGUUGCCCUCUCAACAACAACAAAAACAAUCCUUUGAGUUUAUAUGAAAAUGGUGUUGGUCUUUAAUUUCUCUAAUACUAUUUUUCUAUUUUAGAGUAUUUUUCUUUGCCAGAAGGACUUCUUACUGGUCUGAUUAACAAUAGACAGCCAUGGACAGCAUGCUGGUCUAGGUACAAGUCUAGGUUGCCCUCUAGUGUCAACUAUGGAAUGUWACAGCUACUGCUGUUUGGUACACAAAACAAUGAGUUUUAUAAUCCACUUGUCUGGAUUAUAUACCAGAAUGUUGUAUUUUUAUAUAUUCAUAUCAUUCAUUAUAAGAUCAUGCACUAUUAAAUUGUGUUAAGUUCCCAUUUCAUCCUUCAUGUUUUUGCAUGAAACAUUAUUUACCUAAGAUCCUUUUCCUGUAGACAUCUUCCAUUACAUUUUGGGAGAAAAAAUAAUUAUUUWGUUUUUUUGUUUUGUUCUACGUUUCAAUAUAUGUCAAUAUUUUAUGAAGUCAUCUGAUGUCAUCAUAUMUCCUUAUCUUCCUUGCAACUAAAAUGAUGUCAUCAGAACUGGAUGAUGUCAAUUGUUCUGAGGAUGAGAAUCAUAUUCAUGCUGAGAAUCCCAAUUCACAUGUUCAUGUUUUGUUUCUCUGUUGUUGAUAUGAAUGUUCAUAGACUUGUACUGGAAGCUCACCUUGUGUGUAAAUCAAAUCUCAGUCUUUCACUAGGAGUAUUGGGGCAAAUAGGUAUUACUUGUCCCUCAGAUUUAGAUACAUUUCCUUUCAACCAGAUAGGAGCUAUAUUAUACAUUGCAUUUAUGUUGCUAAAUUGUCCAGAAAUUGGGAUAUUCCUCAACUGAAUGAAAUCUGCUUUGGAAGUACUAAAUACUGUUCAAAGUGAUUUCAAUGAUAAAUGAUUAAGUAUAGUUUCACUUAUUUCAAUAUAACCGAAUAAAUUGAUUUAUUCACAAUGAAUGAAUUUAGCCAUAUCAUUAUUUCUACCCUGCUUCUGAAACAUUUUGAGAAAAGUUCUGUCAAUAUUUUAUCAGUCAGUUAGAUCCAUUUAUGUGACACACACACACACUUCCUGCUCUCAGGUUUCCAACAGGUUUGUACCUUUUCCGUCUUAUCAGGAUGUUGAAACUUCACAUUCACACACACGUCUGGUUUUCCAGUGUCCAUCUUAGACACAUCUGUUGUUGACAGUCAUAAUUUAGACUAAUUAUAAAAUAGAUAUGUAAUGCAUAUUUUAAUAUUGUUAUUAUUUAGAUUUUACAUAAUAUAUUGUUUAUAUUUGAAUGUUUGUUUAUUCUGUCUCCUGGGUAAUGUGUCAAACCUUGACAGAGGUAACAAAAUAAUCUGUUAUUUUAAACCAGAUGUUUAUUGUAUUAUGGUUGCUGAGCUGCUAUAUAAACUCUUAUUAGAGGGCAUGUCUGAGAGAAUCCAUGGGGAAUAAGGGAUUGAAUUUAUGUGAGCGGAUGGAUCUCUGUUGGGGCUUAACUAAAUGCCUUAAUAUGAAUUGGGGUGGAUCUUGAUUUACAAUGACAAAUGAAUAAGCAGGUCAUAGAAUAACUUCAAAGUUUAUUUGGCAACGUCCUUGUGUCACUGACGUUGUGUGUCAUUUGGCGGACUCUAGCUUGUCACAGGCUUUCACCUCAUCGAGAGGGAAGCCAGGGCUAGGCGGAGUCAGUAACAAAGAGUUACAGUAAGUGCAUAGAGUAUCAGUAGGUCAUUCAUUCCUCAGCAUAAACUGUAAAACACCAGUGCCUGGACUGCUGCUGAUUCACUGAAGGACUUGUUUUAUUGUGUAGCAUUGCUGGUUGAAUAAAGUCAACUCUGUCAUGAACUGGA